Cucurbitaria berberidis CBS 394.84 is the source of this 1754-nucleotide messenger RNA. RefSeq names its product FAD/NAD(P)-binding domain-containing protein. The coding region runs from base 112 to 1710 and encodes 532 amino acids. The record is from RefSeq and is a predicted model, not a curated record. Lineage: Eukaryota; Fungi; Ascomycota; Dothideomycetes; Pleosporales; Cucurbitariaceae. The transcript is spliced from 2 exons. Gene Ontology annotation, molecular function: NADP binding; flavin adenine dinucleotide binding; N,N-dimethylaniline monooxygenase activity.
ACGAGUUUCUGCAGUCAACUCACACGUGAUGGCUUCAUCAUCCUCGUAACGUGCAUUCUACCCACCGUGAGGACGAUCGCGCCCGGUUCUGAAAAGUUUGUCAUCACCACAAUGUCGUACGAAGAAUAUGAUGCGAUUGUUGUUGGUGCAGGGUUCGCCGGUAUUUAUCAAUUGUAUCGUCUUCGCGAGCAGAACCUCUCGGUGAUUCUCAUCGAAGCCGGCGAAGACGUGGGAGGCACAUGGCACUGGAAUCGGUAUCCAGGCGCUUCCUCCGAUGUACAUUCGUUCACUUACCGAUACUCCUGGGAUAAGGAACUUUUGCAGACAUAUCCUUGGAAGAAUCACUAUCUGACACAACCGGAAGUCCAGGCUUACUUGCGAAAUGUGGUUGACAAGCACGGCCUGAGGAAGUAUAUCCGAUUUAACACGCAUUUUACAGGCGCCAAAUUCGAUGAGCAGAAGGUCGUUUGGGCAGUCGAUACGUCAGACGGGAAAGCGCUCACGACGCAUUACCUGUUCACUGCACUUGGGGCGUUAUCGGACAUGAACUAUCCGGACAUCAAGAACUUGAACUCCUUUGAGGGUGAAGUAUACCAUACUGCGGCCUGGCCAUCUUCCUACGACUUUCACAACAAACGCAUUGGCAUCGUCGGCAAUGGAUCGACCGGCAGUCAACUGCUCGUUGCGCUAGCCAAGGAAGCGAAACAUGUAACCAGCUUCCAGCGAAACGCGCAAUGGAAUGUGCCUAACGGAAAUCGGCCCGUCCCCGACGAAGAGCGCGCAGAGAUCAAUGCGAACUACAACGAGAUUUGGGAUGCUGUACACAACUCCGCAGUCGCCUUUGGAUUUCCUGAAAGUACGAUCCCGACAUUUAGUGUCGAUGAUGAGGAGCGAAGGCGCCGAUUUCAGGAGGCGUGGGACAAGGGCAACGGCUUCCGCUUCAUGUUUGGCGUUUUCUCUGAUACGACUACAAACAGAAGUGCAAAUGAUGCUGCUUGCGCCUUCAUCCAAUCCAAAAUUGAGGAAAUCGUCAAAGAUCCAGUGACGAGGCAGAGAUUGAUUCCCACCGAACCAUAUGCUAGACGCCCAAUCUGCAAUAACGGUUACUACGAGACCUUCAAUCAGGAAAAUGUGUCUCUGGUAUCUUUGAAGGAAACGCCAUUUACAGAGAUAACGACUAGGGGAGUGAAGACAUCCGACGGCGUUGAACAUGAACUCGACGUUUUGAUUUUUGCGACCGGCUUCGAUGCCGUUACGGGGAGUUAUUCGCACCUUGAUAUUCGUGGACGCGACGGUCAAACUCUCAAGGAGCACUGGGCUGCAGCACCGACGUCCUAUCUUGGGUUCUCGGCAUCCUCGUUUCCCAAUCUUUUCCUGAUCAGCGGCCCUCACCACCCAUUUACCAAUGCACCGCCACAGAUCGAGGCACAGGUCAACUUCAUCUCUGACCUAGUCGCGCACGUCGGAACAUUGGGUACAGUUGAAGCAACUGCCGAAGCGGAGCAGGAGUUUUCGGAUCUGAGCAAUGAAAUUGUAAAAGGGACCAUUUUCCACGAGCCUAAGGGAUGGGUGUUCGGUGAUAAUGUGAAAGGGAAAAAACACAGUACGCUGUUCUGGUUCGGUGGUUUGAAAGCGUACAGGGAGUAUCUGAGGGAUGUGGAGGAAAAGGAAUAUAAAGGAUACAGGAUUACGCGCGAAAAUGCGUUAUAGAAGAGCAGUGAUGAGGUUUCUGCUGUCCUGUGGCUUCAAAUCUC